AAAAGUUUUAUUUGAUUGUUACCGUUCGAAUUGAAUUUACCAUUCGAAUCGAAUAAAUAUUCGAAUAGAUUCGAUUCAUUCGUACCGGGUAGUCCCGUGUAAUGAGCUCAACCUCCACGCACCAUGACUCACCUCGCAAAUCAAAUCGUCUUGCUGGCUAGCUAACUUUCACCUCUUGCCAAAGUCUCUUUGUCUUCCAACGUGCAACGUCCACAACCCACCAUAACCAAGCAGAGUCAUACUGUGCUCGUCCUUCUCACUGUUGCACUUGUCAAGCAAUCAGUGUGGCUUUGUUUAGAUUGCUAGUAGAGCCAGCGAUGAAAGGGCAGAGACGGUGACUGUAUCUUACACUGCAGACCUACUAAAAGAUCCAAUUAGUAUCCCAAGAUCCCAUACCAGGACCUAGUAGUGCCGUAUCGUGAGUGCUUCCCUUCGGUACAGUCUCCAUUGAGAAGAAGAAGGAGAAGAAGAAGAAGACGAGUAAAAUGUCGGCUAUUACGGAUGCCUUGGCGGGGUUCCUGUCGUCGGCGGAUGCUACGGGCGUGACGGCUGGAACGGAUAAAAAUUCCAGUCAUCAGCAAUUCAUGAAGAAUCGGCUCAUCCCGCUGACGACCAAGCUACAGCGAGAGAUUCGUGGAAGACGAUUUCGGGAUGUCCAACCUGCCCUGAAAGCCGCCAUUGCCAAUCUUAAAACCUUUGAAAAGGAAACGUGGCCACCAGAACAAGACUCUGCGACCGCGUCGACAGCAGCCCCAACGGCAGAAGCCACAGCAUUCGAAAAGCAACUCCAGGCUCUCGAUCAAGAUGACGGGUCGGUGGCCACCGAUAUUGAAGACGACAAUACCACAAUUACUACCGUAGAACCAACGGCAGAAGAAAGCUCUGAUGCGGAACGCGCCACGACAACCUGGGACAUUGCCAUUGGAGAUCAAGGACAAAAGCUAUCACCUAAGGAAGACGCAAUGCUGCGCGUACCCGACAUGGAUGACGACAAAAAUACACGAGAACCAAUGCACGAGUCCAUUGAGGAAAUCCUAGAGGUAUAUAUUGCAAUUUUGAAACACCCGUCCAAGACGUCCAAAGUAUGCGAAAUGGCCCUCGAAUGCAUCCAAAUAUUGGUCACCAAACACUACAUCUCCGGAAGAGCGGGAGGGCGAGACGAUCCAUCCGGAUCGGGAUCACAAGCGAUUGCUCUAAAGGAACAGGGGGCCAAAAAUAUACCACCCCCAUCGCUCCUUCAUAGAAUCAUGGAGGCCGUGGCCAGUUGCUCUAAUUACAACUCGGAUGUCGCGCAAACGGCAUCCUGCAAAACAUUCCGGGUCAUUAUCACAUCCAAGAAAUGCGGAGUCCACGAGGGAUCCUUGUUGCUGGCACUGAGAUCAGCCUUUCAUGUAUAUCUUGUGGCCAAAACUGCAUCCACCAAAGAUGUUGCCAAGGCGUCACUGAUUGAAAUGUUGCGAUCUGUGUUUGGUCGAUUAGAAGAGCAGGAAAUGAGAAUACAAGAACAGCAACAGCAAGGGCACAACAAUCAUCAUCAUCAAAGUAGCAAUGGCGGUGUAGAUGAAGGCAAUGGACAAAAACCUGUCUCUCCCAACAGCAGCAAUAAUGGAGUGGCAAGUUCACAGUAUCACACCGACGGAUACGUCUUGUUUCGGGCAUUGUGUAAGCUCAGCUCCAAGGAGCUUCCCGGAGAUGGUGAACCAGAGUCGAAUCGAGCAGGAUUGUUCAGUAGUUCACCUCCUGAUCCAAUGGCACUGAACAAUAAGGUGCUCUCUCUGGAGCUCAUUUUGGCGGUCAUGGAGUUCAGUGGCAACGCAUUCUGCCAGGGAGAAAAAUUCAUAUACCUCGUGCAAAACUACCUAUGUGUCGGAUUGCUCAAAAACUGCAUGUCGAACCAUACAAAUGUCGCGUUUCUGUCUCAAAAGAUCUUCUUGUUGCUGCUGUACAAGUUCAAGGCGAACUUGAAACAGGAAAUUGAAGUUUUCCUAUCAAACAUAUUUCUCCGAGUGCUCGAAUCUCCAAACUCUUCUUUCAAGCAGAAAGCACUAGUGCUGGAAUCAUUGCGUUCCCUGUGCCGAGACCCAGUGGUACUAACCCAAAUCUUUCUGAAUUACGACUGUGAUUUCGACGCGAGAAAUCUUUACAAGGAUAUUGUGCACCACCUGACAAAGUUGAGCGGAAAAUCCACCUCCAUGCCGACGUCAACGCUGACAAAGAAAGAGGCGGAAGAGACGUACGAGCUGAGUCUGGCUAGUGUCGAAGUUCUGGUGACAAUCAUGAAAGCUUUUCUAAAGGCAUUGGGUCUUCCGGGAGGCGACGUAGGGAGCGACGAAAGUGCAGGCGAACGUAUUCGAGGAAUGUUGUCGUUAGACGUGGAUGUAGUGCCAAAAUCUGACGAGGGAAACACAGCAAAGUCGACAAAUGGAAGCAAUGCUUCAGGCGGCGAAGACUCUGAAAGUGAGACGUCCGUUGGCAAGGCAGCGAAGAAGCCACCCCCACCUCCGGUCACUAGCAAGCCGAUCGAUAGUGAAUCGAGUUCCAAAGUGGCGGGAAAGAUCGUUGAUGCAUUUGAAAUGAAACGCAAAGAGGAGCAAAUUUUCGAAACUGGCGCGAUCAAAUUCACACUCUCGCUCAAGUCCGGGCUGAAUUUCUUUAUCGACAAUGGAUUCGUGGAAUGCGACGCGAAUGCAGUUGCUUUAUUCUUUCUUGCCAUGAAAGACAAACUCGACAAGACUCAAAUGGGUGAAGCUCUGGGACGGGAGCCGGACUCGGCUUUUAUCAAAGGCGACAACAUUGAUCCAGAAAAAGGCGGUCCGGGAUUCUUUGUACGGAUUCUCCAUCACUAUGCAUCAGCCCUGGACUUCACUGGAACCCCUUUCGAUGACGCCAUUCGAAUGUUUCUCUCUGGUUUCCGCCUUCCAGGAGAAGCCCAAAAGAUUGAUCGUAUCAUGGAGAAAUUUGCGGAACAAUUCACUCGUCAGAAUCCUGAGGUCUUUGGUUCGGCCGACACCGCGUUCGUCCUCGGUUUCUCUGUAAUUAUGCUGAAUACGGAUCUUCACAACCCGAGCAUCAAACCCGAGAAAAAGAUGACUAUGGAUUCCUUCAUCAGAAAUAACAGAGGCAUCGGCGAGAACGGCAGCGAUCUCCCUACCGAUUUUCUCGAGGGCAUUUUCGAGCGAAUAAAGAAAAACCCUUUCAGCCUGAAAGAGGACGACGAAGCCCGAGAGCGCGUUGUGACUGCACAAUCAACCCAGUACUUCGACACUUCUCUCUUCUUUGAGGCACCUGCUUUCUUUGGUACUAGCGCCGAGGAAAGAAAGCGAGAAAGAUUCAAGAAGGAGAGGGAGGAGAUGAUGGCAGCGACAACCCAACUUAUCCGACGACGCCAACCCGGGAAGAAUUCCAAAGCCAUGAGUGAUCAGUCCUCUAGCUUGACAGAUUCUGUUUCGCCUUCAGACGUCGUUAAGCCCAUGUUCGACGUUACGUGGGGUCCAGUAAUUGGAAUUCUUUCGCAGGUGCUAGAAUGUUCAGAAGACGAACGAAGCAUCUCCGUUUGUCUGAACGGUUUUGUCUACGCAAUUCGAUUGGCUUCCCACAGUCACAUGUCACUGGCGCGAGACACUUUUGUCACGUCUCUCGCCAAGUUCACUUUCCUCGGUUCUAUCAAAGAGAUGAAACGAAAGAACAUCGAAAGCAUUCGCACUCUGUUGAGUAUUGCAGUUAUCGACGGCGAGUAUCUGGGGGAAAGCUGGGGACCAGUCCUGCAAUGUACUUCCCAGCUAGCAAGGCUGAGGUUAUCUGCGUCGGGUUUGGACUCUGACGAGUCAUUCCUGGCCGAAAACGAAACACCGACCAAGAGAGGCGCGAGAAAUUCGGAAAGCGUAGGAGAUGGAAGAAAGACCGAGGAGAGCAAUGGAAGGGCAGUACUGGAAGCCGUCAAUGAAGUUCUGAUCGACAAGGUUUUCUCUAACACAGUGAAUCUAUCGGCCCAAAGUCUUGCACACUUCAUCGAACAACUUAUUACGGUCUCGACUGCAGAGAUCAACGGGAGCUCUAAGAGUGGUAUCACUGGCGUUGCAGGACGUCCAAAGUUUGACGGUUCGAUGCACGGCGGAAGUGCGCCCACCAGAGACGAUGGGCCCAGUAUUUUCUCUUUGCAGAAGCUCGUGGAGGUGGCCGACUUCAACAUGGAUGUGCGACCACGAUUGGUCUGGGCUCAGAUGUGGGAACGCAUGGCAGAAUUCUUUGCCACAAUCAGCAGCCACGAAAACACGAACGUGAGCGUCUACGCGAUCGACUCUCUGAAGCAGCUUAGCUUCAAGUUCCUGGACAAACCGGAACUUUCAGAGUUCAACUUCCAAAGAAUAUAUCUCCGCCCAUUUCUUCAUGUAAUGCAACAAGACGGCACCCGCGAGGACAUUCGAGAGCUUGUUUUGCGUUGCUUAGAUAACAUCGUCCGAACGAAGUCGCACAACUUGCGCAGCGGUUGGAAGAUCAUUUUUGCGAUACUGGCACGUUCGGCAGAAGAUUCGAGUGAAAAAAUCAACUUCCUGGGUCUUGCCAUUCUGCAGCGUCUGCUGGACGAUCACCUGGACGAGUUAUGCAGGCUCGAAGAUGAGAAUUUGGACGAGAAGGAGGAGGACGAUCCACAGCAUCAUAUUCUACCUGCAUUUGGGGCUACAAACCGGUCCGCAGACGUUGAAGACUUUGUCGGGUUAUGUCGGGCGUCAUCUGCCUUUGUUCAGAAGAAAGAAUCGGCUUCGCCUCGUCCGAUGGGUCUCUCUAUGAGAGCUCUUUGCCACACAGCAAUAUACGCAGACUUGUUGGCGGACAAACGAGUCCAGCCACCGGUUUCGGGUGCACAGUGGACAGAUCCUCAAGAGCCCGGGUAUACGUACGCGGGGCUUGAUGAAAAUGAAGCCUUGGAGAUGGUGCUCUGGCGGUCAUUGCUGGAAGGGUUAGCUGAUGGGAUAAGGUCGAAAGCUCGCAGCAGUGCUGCUGGUCUUGGCUGUCUUGUCCAGCGCGGAAGCAUAAUGGCUUUACGCGCCAUCUUCAUUCGACACGGCAGCAUCUUCUCGGUCCCUCAGUGGGAGGCUAUUUUGCGCGAAACUCUUUUGCCGGCAAUACAAGAUGCAGCAGAGAGCGAAAUGUCUCCUGUUGUGGGUAUAACUUCAGAGUCUCCUCACCUUUCGAGCAUAGACUUCCUGGCAGAUUCGGUCCCGCUUCCACCCCCACUCAACGACCCAGGCCUUCUGAAAUUCGAAGAAAUCGCAAUGAACAACGAAAGUGCUCCUAGUCGAGCGUUUGGGAAAGCAGAACUCGUUUUGGAAGCCAGUUUCACUGACAUGCGACAUGGCGGUGAUGGCGAUCUUAGCCUUGCUUAUGUUUUGGCACAAAAGGAUGCAUGUGCUCACACUGCUCGAGACCAACCAUUUCCGGAUAGCUGGAUUGCUACAACCGCGUCAUUGGCCUUGGGUCUCUUGACGGAUGUAACGAGCGAAGUAUUCCUUGCUCUUGGUGCCGAGGGAAGAGAGAGACUAUGGCCUCUUGUUGCCAACCAAUUCUUGGUCUGGUGUGUGGGACGGCCACUUGAUAUCGGAGCACCCAGACGGAAUGGCGAAGUGCCAGACUACGACGUGUGGUGGCCUUGCGAGGCCAUAGUUCGGGUUGCGUGCAAUGAAAUGCAUCGACUCUCUGAACGAGUCACUGGUUCAUUCUCUCAAUUGUAUCAGUUCGAAAGGGUGGGCUGGACGGGAAUGUUCCUGACAAUGUUUGCUGACGCAUUGACGAACAGUGUUGCUUUGGAGAGGUCACUGGAGAAGGACUUGUUCCGGACGAAAACGAGAGGCACGGAGUCCCCCUUCUCUUCCCCGCCGUCGUCGCCACCAGGAGGAAGUGAGACCGAAGGCUCGCUUUCUUCAAGGCUUGAGAUUGGAUCAGUUGUCGAUACUCCUUUCGGAAAGGGAACGCUGGUAAGCAGGAGACGCAAAACUCACGACGAAAUUGACGGCCAGAAACAUGUCACAGUGCACCAGAUCGCUCUCGACUUUGGAGGGACGCUGUAUCAACCCGACACCAGCUUAGUAGCUUUCAAACACACCGACAACGAAUCCCCCGCGGAAACCCACUCGAAGCCAAAUGGGAACAGCGCGCUGCCCAAUGGUAUGAGUCCAAGUGCUUCACUUGAUCAGGAUGCUUCUUUCAGGUCGGAUGCUUCCAAGGACAUGUAUUGGCUCGAUUACAUUCCUGCGUUAAAGAUCCGGUGUGUAGCGGCGCACUGUCUUCAGAAUGGAUUCUCCGGAUUGCUUGAUAGGCUUGUGCCUCUGAUGGAGAAAGACGUGGCGUUAAAAGUGCUGGAAGCACUGAGACUCUCCCGUCAGAUAUCGGAGGAAUCGGCGCGAGACGAGAAUCUCAAACGAAUGUUCCAGGAAGCAAUCUUUACAGAAUGGGGUGAUGGGAUCGAAGAGGUGCAAAUGGCGCUGUCGAACGUAGCGCGAAUGUCUCAUCUUCAUGGUAGCGACAUGUUCUUUUUGACUCAGGAGGCGGGAGCAACGAGAGCUACGAUCCAAAUGUUGGGAAUGCUCUAUCACGGCCGUGUUGGCGAAGAACGAGUGAACUGGGACAGGGCAGAUUUUGCCGAAGCGCACCUCCUGGGGACCAUGAAGGAUGCCCUUCGCAAAUUUCAAGACUCGGAAGAGCGAGAUGGGCACCUUGUCGAUCCCAACGUCUGGAGGAACACGAGCGAAAGCGGUGGUAAGGUCGCCCUUUAUUGCACCUCAUUCGCAGACGUCGUUGUUGGUAUCCUUAGCGUGAUCCAUUCCCUGGAUCACGAGAAGUUUACCAAGCAUUCAAAGGACUUCUUCCCUAUCGUUUGCUCUCUUGUAAGAGCAGAAAGCAAGGAGAUCCGUAACCUUGUUCAAUGCAUCCUUGCAAAACAAGUUGCUCCGAUGAUUGACGUGGACCCCGAUGCUUGCACGGAACGAAGCUACAGAUUGAGGAGGAACAGUGAUCAUGGAAUCUAGCUAGCCAGUAGAGUAAAAGGUGAUCUUUUAUUGAGUGCUUACUCAAAAAUGCAUGUUGUACCUAACGGUAGUGGCAUGCACAUUACACCCGUCCGUCUCGCCAGGUGUGCAAGUGUCGCAUGGUGCUGGGUGCAGGUCCUUGUGUGAGCUGAGCUGCGUCCGAAUGGUUCAGUGCCCCGAUUUGCCUCUGCCAUCAGAUAACAUACUGUUUCGUUAGCCGCAGCCCGUACGGUAUGUCUGGUUGGUUUGGCAUGUAAAAAUUUUGCAAUUGGAAAUUUGUUCAAAGUAGUUUUAUAAAAAAAAUAAAGUUUGAAAUUGGGAACAUUGAAAAAUUUCACC
Molecule: messenger RNA, 7361 nt
Organism: Seminavis robusta
Lineage: Eukaryota; Bacillariophyta; Bacillariophyceae; Naviculales; Naviculaceae
Source: the annotation of a GenBank genome assembly